Messenger RNA from Lagopus muta (rock ptarmigan), 2443 nucleotides. RefSeq names its product tetratricopeptide repeat domain 31 (gene TTC31). Bases 55 to 2076 code for a protein of 673 amino acids. Gene Ontology annotation, molecular function: protein binding; RNA binding. The transcript has 13 exons. The record is from RefSeq and is a predicted model, not a curated record. NCBI's taxonomy places the organism in Eukaryota, Metazoa, Chordata, Aves, Galliformes, Phasianidae.
AUUCCCCACAGCGGCGUCGGGACGCGGCCCGGAGCGGCGCGAGGCCCGGCGGAAAUGAGCUUAACCGCAGCGCUAAUCUGGCGGCGCCCGGGGGACACCGGGACGGCGCGGGGGCGGCGCCGACCGCGACGCGAGCGCUCGGCGGCGUUUGGGCCUCGCGGGCCACCGUCCUGCCCUCAUCCGAGAUGGAGGCGGCCGCCUCGCGCCCCGCCUGCGCCCGACUUCCGGUGUCCGCCUAGCGGGCGCUUCCGGUUGCUGUGGGCGGUUCCGUUCCGCCGCGUUUCGCUUUCGUUUGGCGGCGGCUCCGCCCCGCGCGGCCAUGGGGGACGUUCCGGGGCCGGGGCUCGGCUUCGCUCCCUUUGCGGUGCCGGGUUGGUUCUGCCCCGAGUCCGACGGGGAGGAGGCGGAGGAGGAAGAGCGCUUUAUCCCGACCUACGGCCGCCCCCCGUUCGCUUUCUAUGGGCCGUACGGCGAUCCGCUGCUCGUCCCUCCGCGCGGCUUUACGAACGCGGAUGCGGAGCCGCGCGGACUGAGCGCGGCGCGGAAGCACCGCGUUACGGCCGAGGAAGCAGAGAAGAACGCAAUGGAGCUGCUGGCAGAAGAGGAGAGAAUGAAGAAGAAAGCAGAGAGGAAGAAACUGAAGAAGAAGAAGCAAAAAGACCGGAGGAAACAAGAGAAGUUGGAACAGGAGCUGAGGAGCAGGCAGGCGGCCGCAUCGGUGAGCAGCUUUGCGCCUCCCUGGGGCGGGCAGCCCUGGGCACAGCACUGGGCAGCAGCCUUUUGGAGCUCAGGGGGCUCCUACAAACCCCCAGAUGCCAGGGGCCGGGCUGCCAGGAGCAGAGCCCAUCCUCUGCCCUCAUCUGCCUGCAGAGCACUGCAUCCCCGCCCAGUGCUGCGGGUGCCGCUCAUGGGGACGCCAGCAGUGCUGAGGAGGAGAGCGGCUGCCUGGCCUCCAGCCCCCCUCAGUGCCUCCAGGAUCGUGCAGAGGAGGGAGUGGGGGAUCUGGAAGGGAUAGAGGAUGAACUGGAUUUGAGUUGCACCUUUGUCAUCAAAGCGUGGCAGAAAGCGGGCGUGAAGCCGCCAGCACCUGCAAAGGAUAAAUCAGUCAGAGCUGAUGCUGCAGAGCCCAACAGGAGGCUGCAGGAGGGGGCACCCGAGCCCCCCCUGCCCCGCACGGCUGCCCCACAGGCACCCAAGCCCGAGGCUGCACUCUUGGACACAAACAUGUUGGAGCAGAGCCUGAUUCUUGCAGGCUGCGGCUACCAGGCUGCCGUGCAGGGCCGCUACACAGAGGCUGUGCAGGCCUUCACCGAGGCCAUAAAGCUGAACCCCAGGGAGCACCGGCUCUUUGGGAACCGGUCGUAUUGCUACGAGAAGCUCCGGCAAUACCAGGAGGCGCUGAGAGAUGCCCAGAUGGCCCUGGAGCUGCAGCCCAGCUGGCCUAAAGGCUUCUUCCGCAAGGGCAAGGCGCUGUGGGGGCUGAAGCUCUACGCCGAGGCCAGGGACACCUUUAAGCAGCUGCUGCUCCUCAAGGGCGCCCACGGUGACGUAGCCACCCGGCUGGAGGCCUGCCAGAUGCUGCUGCAGCAGAGCAGCCUCCGUGAUGCCGGCAGCCCCAGGGAAAUCCCCGCACUGGAAGCUGGGGAGCCGCUGACACCCAGCUCCGCAGAUGAGUGUGAGAACGGCGGCAGCAGCGAUGUGGACGCGAGCGGCUUCGUGACCGUGGUGAACUCGAGGAGCCACUCGAAAAGCCACAUGCGGAACACGGCCACGGCGAGCCCCAGGCACACGCUGCCUUCCCAGCACCCUGCCAGGGACUGCUAUCCUCUGUGGGUCGGAAACAUCACUUUCAAGGUCACCAAGAAAGCGCUGCAGAGCUGCUUCGGCCGGUUCGGGCAGAUCCAAUCCAUCCGGCUGCUCCCGGAGAAGCGCUGCGCCUUCAUCAACUUCCACCAGAAGGCAGCGGCGGAAGCGGCGUACGGAGCCAUGCUGGGCGCCGAGCUGGAGGGCUGCCGCCUGGCGCUGCAGCUCAAACACCCGUCCCACGCCACGCCGCCGCCCCGGCAGCGCCCGUAGGACCCUCCGUGGGGGAACCUUCCUCAUCUCGCAGGGUGCAGAGCGAGACGCCCGGUGGGCGCCGCCCCGCGCGCUGCCGGACCCACAAAGCAGCCGGCGGCGCUGCGGAGCUCGGGGCCGCACGCCGGGCUUUGGAGCCGCGCUCCUGCCGCAGCCUCGUGUGCCUUCUCCCCGCAGCGGCCGGCCUGCUCUCAUCCCGCCGCCCCGCCGCUCCUACCUCGUGCCCCCGGUGUGGCCGUGCCUCGUGGCUGCAGCCCGGCUGCGCUGCCCCGGUGCCACAGGCCGGUGCCGGGCGGCUCGGUACCCACAGGCGCAGCCCUUCCUGCAGGGAUGGGAACCUGCCGUGGGUUUCUUAAUAAAAGCGAGA